GAAAGCAGAGUGGUAGCACGUUUUUGGUCUUUAAACGAAAAGAAGUUUGCACUACAUACAUACAAACAUAAGUUUCUGUAACCCGGUUGUAACACAACGGUUGAAUCUCGCAAAAUAUGACAAACUCAAUAAAACGCAAUUUAAAGUAUAUUUUUAUGUUCACUAAAAACAGAUGACUUUAAUACAAUGUUUCAAAUUUACUUGCACGUGUACACACAGAUAAAUUAAACGCGAAUAAAAAAUUUGACAUACAUAUGUGACGUAUGCUCAAAACAUAAAUGUGAAUAUAUAGUAUAUAUGUAUAUACAUAGGUGGUCAUUCAUAGUGCAGACUAAUAAAAUAUCUUUUCUUAAUCACACAUGUACAUAUAUACAACAAUAAUUAUAAAAUCGGCAUCAGUGUGAUUUAGAAAUUAUAAAAUUAGAAGAAAUAUUGAUCCUUACUAUUUUUAAAUGGACACAAGCUCCAAUAUGAAUUACUUCCAAUAAAUUUACAUCACAUAAUUCUGUUUUGCAGUGGCAUUAUAUACAUACUUAUUAUUAACAAAAACUGCAUUAUUCAGUUGUGUUAGAUAUUUUUGCUACAUGCGUACGAACGCCUCCUCAAUUGUGAACUUUUCGUGCUUUAAUCCAAUAUCGAUUUUUACUUAACAAUCAUUGCGAUUAAAUACUAUGAAUUGAAUGAGAAAAUAUAUAUAAAUAUAUAGAUUACUAAAACAUUAUUGACCAAUGAAAAAAGAGAGGAUAUAUUCAGGGGUUUCGUCCGGCAAUAACAUAAAACAACAUACAUAAAUGUGGGACUUAUAAUGCCAGUGUUCAAUGUUUAGCUGCUCCACAUAUCAAUAAGUAAUAUUUCAACUUUAAUACAUUAUAAGGGGUUUCCUUAUUAAAGACCGCAAGAAACCCAAGGAUGUGCUCGGUAUCACCAAAUUUAAUACCAAUGGAACAAAAGCAAGAAAUUUCGUUACCAGAAAAACUUACAAUUCACCAACAACAUCAUCAACAGUACGCUUUGAAGUGGAGCGAUUUUCAUUCAUCUAUUCUUAACUGCUUUCAACGCUUGCGUGAUGAAGAAGACUUUGUGGAUGUUACUUUGUCUUGUGAUCAGCGAUCUUUUAAUGCUCAUAGAGUAGUACUUAGUGCCUGCAGUCCUUACUUCCGGAAGCUAUUGAAAUCAAAUCCAUGCAAACAUCCGAUUGUAAUUUUACGAGAUGUUCACUCUGAGAACAUGGAAUGUCUGUUAAGUUUCAUGUACAAUGGUGAGGUAAAUGUAAGGCAUGAUCAACUACCCGAUUUUUUGAAAACUGCGCAUUUGUUGCAAAUUCGAGGCUUAACCGACGUUUCUGAAAGCUGGCAUUCUUCUGGAUUUAUUUCUUCAGAAAAAAAACCCAUUGAUACUUCCUUAGAUACUAAAUGUAAGCGUGAUUUCGAUAAAGACAUUUGUGAAGUAAACUCUGCUGAGAAAUGCAGUUUUUUUCCAAAUUCAAAGCCAACUUCCGAACGUCCAAUUGCGUCCACAAUGGUGACCAACUACAGUAGCAGUACAAGCAAUAACGCACCACUUAUGAAGGAAUCAAAAACAUCUGCCACAGCAUGCCUUCAAUGGGAUAACACCGAUGUGAUUCGGAGUCGUAAAAACCAUUUAACGCCACCACCUCAAAAACGUAUAAAAAGUGCAGACUUGUUUCGUGCCCAACAUGGCAUUGGUUCGGAACGUGCUCUGUCUGAAAGAGAGUUUCCUGCGAUUGUACAACAUUCAUUUACUCGCGAUCGAAAGCAUUUCAUAAGUGACUGCGAUCAAAGUAUAGGAACUAAUGAAAAUAACAUGGAACCAUCAAUGAAUGAAGAAAAAACUCUACAAAAUCAACAUAUAGAUAUCGAAUCGAUGGGUGAUGAAAGCGCCGACGAUAAGUCUAACAGCAGCGAUGAGGAGACUUUAGAGCGGAUAGAUAGACAUCCUGAGAUUAAUGACUCAAUGGACCCUCCACGCCCUGCGACGCAUAAUACGUUUCUACGAGUUCCAAAAACUUUAGAGCAACAUCCUAUUUUAAAUUUAAACGAUUUUGCGCAUCCUGGUGAAAUAUCGAGCAAACUUAAGACUUCACAUCCGUAUUCAACAAUUCUCUGCAACAGUUUCUGGAAUACGAAAUAUGAAGACAUACCUGGAAAAGAAAACGGCUAUAGUAGCAGUUCUGGUGAUCAAAACAAUUUAUCUAUAGAUAGUUUUGUGGCAAAAUCGACAGCUUUGUCAUUAAUGGUAAAAACUGCACGUUUAAAAAAUAAGCCAACUAUUUUUCAAGAGAUGGUUAUUAAGGAAGAACAUCAACAGCAUCGUCACAAUAGUCAACUUGAACAUAAUGACCCAAAACCACGUUACCCUCGAUUUCAUCAAGAAGAGCAACAGCAAUAUAACAAUCGUUAUGAAAAACAAUUACCGUUAUAUGAAUAUCUUUGCGGACUCCAGAAAGCAGCAACUAAACACCAAAACACUUUGGAUACCAACUUGAUGGCUAAAACUUUUGCGUUUAGUGACGACACCGAUUUGCCAGAGACUCCAACAUCAGUUUCAAAUGAUCAAGACAUUACUUAUAGCACUAAUAACAGUUAUGUGCUGCCUUGCCCUCUCUGCAAAACUCCGUUAGAGCAGGAACUAUUCCGACAGCAUUUGGAUGGUCACUAUCCCCGUGAUAGCCCUAUUUGUCCAGUUAUAGAAUGCGGUCGUCGGUUUGCCCAUCCGAAUUCCGUACGGAAUCACAUGCGUAUUAAGCACACCCAACAAUGGGCUAAAAUGAAAGUAAUGCGUUCGUCUGCUGGACCAUUGCCUAGUGGACUGGAUUUAAAAAAAAAAUGAACUCAGCGUUCGGUUGAAAUACGUGUGCGCGCAACAGAUCCACGCCCAUGCCCAAAAUGUGGCAAAAUUUAUAGAUCUGCUCACACACUUCGUACUCAUCUAGAAGAUAAGCAUACGGUCUGCCCAGGAUACAGAUGCGUUUUAUGUGGUACUGUUGCGAAAUCUCGGAAUUCGCUACAUUCACAUAUGUCCCGGCAACAUCGAGGCAUAUCCACGAAAGAUUUACCAGUGCUACCGAUGCCAUGUGCGUUUGAUCCAAUUUUAGCUUCACGCUUACUAGCCAAGGCUGGAGUAAAAAUUUCACCAGAUGACCUACAUGAUCGUGCCUCAUCCGCUAACAGUAACAGUGCAAGUGGACCAGAUUACUUCUACAGUAAUCAGAAUAAUAUUGGGACUUGUGAAAAAAGUGUAGAAUCUGACGACGAUCCUGAGGAUUUAACAGCUGGCAGUGCAAGCUUUUGUGGCGCUUCUACCGGAGAUGACGUAAAACAAAAAAGCUUAUUAGAUAUUGAACAUGCUAAUACCGCUAUUGCUCGUAUUAGAAGUGAAGCCGCGAUUGCUGCUGCGGCUGCUGCGUUUAGCAAACAAAAAGAAUUAUCCAGCAGCCACUCAACAACGAACCAGCCUCUUUUAGAUCUUCAUCUCUUGCAGUUUUUAACUGAAAAUACUUUUGGUAUGGGAAUUUCGCAGGAACAUGCAACUGCUGCUACUUUGCAUGCAGCAAAAAUGGCGCAUUUAAAUGCAAUUGGUCAAAGCUUCGAGAAUAUGCCACCUACAUUGAUGCACCCACAUCUUGAUUUGUCUAAAGAUUCCAUUACAAAGGAUGCAUUUACGAACAAAGGGUGUCGACCAGCAGGGCUUCCUACUGAACCUAUUUUAAGGCAGCAACUUUCAAGCGGAACUUCGCUUGGAGAAAAUAUUCAAAUACUUGCUGAAUCAAUGUCAAAGGAGCAAAAUCCAUCCGAUGUCUCUCCUUCCAUAAAUGAAUGCCAAUCAAAAGAAGGCCCACAAAAUUUAGAUAAUAAAAAUCAAACGCUAUAUAAGGAUGUAUGUAAUUUUGAGCAUGAAAAAAACAAUUUUGAAGGAAAAAUAUCGCCAAAAGCAUAAAGAUAUUUUAAAUUUAGAGUUAAGCUGGAAGUACUACUAUUGAUAUAAGAAAUAUACAAGUAACCAUGCAGGUCACAUUCAAACAUCCGUAAACAAAGACAAGCCUUAAACAUGUAUACCAAUUAUUUUAUGCAAGUUUGUAUGUAUGCAAUAUUAUUGAGUUAAUAAAAUUUUAAUCAAGAACACAA
Anastrepha obliqua is the source of this 4145-nucleotide messenger RNA. It is a transcript of the gene ab, whose product is annotated as protein abrupt. Gene Ontology annotation, cellular component: nucleus. Gene Ontology annotation, molecular function: protein binding. The record is from RefSeq and is a predicted model, not a curated record. The transcript is spliced from 8 exons. Gene Ontology annotation, biological process: regulation of transcription by RNA polymerase II. Lineage: Eukaryota; Metazoa; Arthropoda; Insecta; Diptera; Tephritidae.